AUGACCUCGGAAGCCAAUGUUCAGUUUGCCGGCGGCUCGUUGAUGAAUCCCAUGGCCGCUAUGGCCGUGCCACCCGCGCCACCCAGCUUGCUUUCCCCCUCGUCAUUUGCCAUUUCCCACCCGCAAUCUCUGCAUCCGCAGCCUCUGCUGCCCACUGUGCUCAAGCUCACCAACUUACCGCCCGACUUGAGCCCUCGUGAGGCCGCGCUCAUCUUUGCGCUCGUCAACGACGAUAUUGUAGCCAUCGACUUGCAUGACGACACUGUCACCGCACAGUUCAAGACAUUUUCCACCUGUGUAACCACUGGCAAGUUGCUCGACGGGAAACAAAUCUUUGGCACUUCCUUUGGCCCCGUUAAGGUGGACUUCGAUCCUUCUGCCGCGGUGGCAUCCACUUCCUCCGCCUUUGAUAGCAUGAGAUUGUCCUCGGCUGGCAUUUCUCCUCCUCAGCAUCAAAUUCAGCAUCAGUCCCUGCAUCACUCUCAGCAUCCCGUAUCGUCGCUGGCUCAGCAGCUGAUAUCUCAGUCCGUGCCGCUGCUGCUGUCCCAGCCACAACAGCAACCCCAGCCUCAGCAACAGGCAGGUGCAUCGGGUUUUGACAACUUCCUGAAACGCAAGUCAGUGGGAAACACCCGCUCUCGCUUCUUGUUCAGCGACCCAUUCUCUGGUGCUGCUACUCCAAACUCCACCGCAGGCACCGGUUCCAUUGACUUGAGUGAUCUCACUGGAAAGUCUUUGCUCAUGAUGGAAUCUCAAAGCGAUGCCCGCGAAUACGAGAACUUGGUGCGUGAUCCUUGGGGCUCGCAAGCCCCAUCUGGUCUUUCCUUUCCCUCCAACCCUCAGACCCCUGGAAUUGCUUCCGUGCAUAACAGCUUCGAUUGGGGCUCCCAGAACAACGUCCAGAGCCAGGCCCAACAGCAACCAUCGGGCCAACAGCAACAGCUGAACCAAGCUCAGGCUCCGGGUGUGUCAUCAUCGCUGCUGUCUGCCGACAGAAGAAGAACCUCUUCGGCCUUUUUCAACGGUGGCCCCGUCGCUCUGGGCCAGUCUGCUGGCUCAUCUAGCCAACUGCAACAGCCUCAGACCGUAGCUGCCAUCCUCUCGCAGGGUCCAACUCAGUCAAAUGGCUCGUUGGCUCCUUUGGCCAUUCCUUCGAGCUCGACAAACCGCAAUGGUCCUCUGUCAUCAGGCUCUGGAUCAGGUAACUUGCCUUCUGCACUGUCGACCACAACAUCGCAACCGGUUUCUGCAACUACUCCAACCUCUUCCGCCAGGAUUCCCGCAAAGGAUGUUCCUGAUCUUUCUUUGCUUGCAAGGGUACCUCCUCCAGCUAACCCAGCAGACCAGAAUCCUCCAUGUAACACUUUGUACGUUGGCAACUUGCCUCCGGAUGCUACUGAAGCUGAAUUGCGUUCUUUGUUUGCACCUCAAAAGGGAUUCCGUCGUUUGUCGUUCAGAACGAAGAACCAGUCAUCCAGCGCCAGUUCCAGCUCAUCGAGUCACAACCACGGCCCUAUGUGUUUUGUUGAGUUUGAGGAUGUUGCCCAUGCUACAAUUGCGUUAGCAGAGUUGUACGGUAGAGCAUUGCCCAGACCUAAUGGAAGUAAUGGAAAAGGAGGAAUCAGACUUUCCUUUUCGAAGAACCCAUUGGGUGUACGUGGCCCUGGAAACCCAAGAAGGACUUCAACUAACCAGCAAGGAUCUACCUCGAACGGCAACGCCUCCAACGGUGUCGGCAACUACGGGUAUCUGAACUAUCACAAUUAG
Sungouiella intermedia is the source of this 1767-nucleotide messenger RNA. NCBI's taxonomy places the organism in Eukaryota, Fungi, Ascomycota, Pichiomycetes, Serinales, Metschnikowiaceae. The record is from the annotation of a GenBank genome assembly.